UGGUAACGUAAUAAAUGAUAUUCAAUCAAGCUCAUAACAAUGCUGCUCUACUGUUCUAUGGUAAUGGAUAGCAUGGGGUUAAAACUACUUAGAAGAUUUUUGGAGGAAGUCGAUCGCCUUGAAAUACUGCUCGCCUGAAGUUGAAAUACGAGGACUCCCAGUCAGGCGUCCUGUAUGAACUUUCCCUUCAGCUCAAGUAAAGAUUUGCAAUGUAUUUCCGUAUCUCUGUUGGGAUUACGGAUCUCUCAAUCGGAUAGUGGAUCGUGUUCUACUGAACCAAAUGCAAAAAAAAAGCCGAAAAAAGUGACAUGAAUCGUUCUUUCCUUGUUCCGCGCAUGUGCUAAAAGUUUAUUUAUUAAGCCUACCAUCGUAUGUUCUGCAUCAAUCAUUUAUUCCUAUUCGAUCAUUUGAUUUGGAGUCAGGACGCACAGGAUCAAGGUUGAAUAAAGAGGAAAGGGAACCACUCAAGGACACCGAGUUUUACAAACUUCCAGAAGUUUUUGAAAUAGGCCUAUUGGUUUUCUUGAUAUCGUCCUUCUUUUAAUUAAUAAAGAUGGCUUCAAUACGUAAAACAUGUUUACUGUGGGCAGCAAUUGUCCAGGCGUUGGGAUCACAAUUAUUAGGAACGUCGCUUGUUGCUGGUGUUAAUAGUACCUAUAUAUUUGACUAUUUCAAUGAUGAAGACAAAUCUGAGACAGACCGGAAUACUACCAUGUCAAAUCGAAACAACGACCAGUAUAAUAUUAUGAGAAAGAUCGUAUCUAGAUCAGGGUAUUUUCUGAGGAUUGGACCUGAUGGACGUGUUAGUGGUACAAGUAACUGUAGGGACGUAUAUGUAUACGUGACAACAUUUGUUGUUGGACCUAAUUUACUCAUCAUCCGAGGUACUGAAACUGGUCUUUACUUAGCAAUGAAUGAGAAUGGAAAAGUCUCAGCAAGAAAUAACACAGAGUCAAGAAUUCUCAGCCAACAAAAUGUUGAUAUGCUCUGGCGUGAAAAAUUCAAACCUCGUUCGUGUUUUGUGUCCUUUCAGUCAUACAGAGCUGUCCAGAAUAGGUCUACCGGCCUAGGCGAAAAGUCUACUGGGCCUAGAAAACGGACUAAUGGCGAACGAUCUAUCGAACGUGACCGCUUUCUCUCAAUCACUAAAGGCGGUCGCGUUACUACAUCUACAUCAGACACGCAGUUUAAAAGUAAUUUCUUCCUUAUAUCUUAUAAAUCUCAAAAUUAAAGAUACUUAUUUUUCUUGUGUUUAUUUAUUUAUCUUUUUGCUAUCUAUUUAAUGCUAUUCUUACUGUGUGUGCAAUUUAUAUAUUCAUUUGUUGGUUUGUUUUUUUUUUUUUUGUUUUUUUUUUUGUUAUUAAGUAAUAUUUGAUAAGUUUUAAUUGUUCUAAAAAUUUUACUCUAAUCAUCCUAAUAUGUUUGUAACGUGCUUAAUAGGUUAUAACAUAACUACUACAAAUGGUAUAAAGUAUUAAUUUUCGUUUAUCUUUGUGUUGAUUGACCUAUUGUUUCAUCAGUGGACGAAUCGUUCAUAGGAUGGUCGCAUUACUGUAUCUUUACCCAAUUUCACAGUAAUUUUGUUCUUCAUAUCGUAGAAAUCUCAAAAUUAAAUAUACUGAUUUUUCUUGUCUUUAUUCGUUUUUGCUUUUGUUUUUUGGGGGUUUUUUUGUUUGUUUGUUUGUUGUUUAUUUUUUUUCUGUUUU
Molecule: messenger RNA, 1706 nt
Organism: Anneissia japonica
Lineage: Eukaryota; Metazoa; Echinodermata; Crinoidea; Comatulida; Comatulidae
Product: putative fibroblast growth factor 1
Exons: 5
Coding region: 554-1231 (225 amino acids)
Biological process (GO): positive regulation of protein phosphorylation; regulation of cell migration; fibroblast growth factor receptor signaling pathway
Cellular component (GO): cytoplasm
Molecular function (GO): fibroblast growth factor receptor binding; growth factor activity
Source: RefSeq, a predicted model, not a curated record